This is a messenger RNA of Acanthamoeba castellanii str. Neff, 582 nucleotides long. RefSeq names its product Cytochrome c/c1 heme lyase. The transcript is spliced from 4 exons. The record is from RefSeq and is a predicted model, not a curated record. Gene Ontology annotation, molecular function: holocytochrome-c synthase activity. Gene Ontology annotation, cellular component: mitochondrion. Gene Ontology annotation, biological process: cytochrome c-heme linkage. Bases 1 to 582 code for a protein of 193 amino acids. Lineage: Eukaryota; Discosea; Longamoebia; Acanthamoebidae.
AUGCCCGUGCAGCCCAAUCAACAGCCGGCUCCCGGCCAGCGCUUUACCCUCCCCACCGAUCGGUAUCGAUCUUCGAUCCCCAAGGCCGCCACCACGCCCGGCAGCGCCAACCAGCCCAACGAGGAGGAGGCCUGGCUCUAUCCCUCGCCGCAGAUGUUCUACAACGCCAUGCGACGCAAGGGGUGGGACCCGCGCGAGGAGGACAUGACCGCCGUGGUGAGCAUCCACAACGCCGUCAACGAACGCUCCUGGAGCCAGCGACCGCGGCUUGCGCGCUUCCGUGGCCGGCCGACUGACCUGUCGCCCAAGGCCCGAAUGAUGAGCUGGCUCGGGUACAAGCUGCCCUUUGACAGGCACGAUUGGAUCGUAGACCGGUGUGGAACAGAGGUCCGCUACGUGAUCGAUUUCUAUCAGGGAGAGGUGCCCCAGGGCGACUCUCACCAGGCUCCUCCUUCCGCCUUCUUCCUCGACGUCAGACCCGCACUGGACUCGUUCGGCAGCGCCUACGAUCGGAUACGUAUGGGGCUCCACUCCACCUUCCCCUCGGCCUUCUCCAUCGGCAAGGAGAAGGACCUCUCCUGA